Messenger RNA from Acanthaster planci (crown-of-thorns starfish), 5061 nucleotides. RefSeq names its product tetraspanin-9-like. The record is from RefSeq and is a predicted model, not a curated record. Gene Ontology annotation, cellular component: plasma membrane. Lineage: Eukaryota; Metazoa; Echinodermata; Asteroidea; Valvatida; Acanthasteridae.
UCAUAUCUAGGCCUACAUGGGAUAUGUAUACACAACUGUGAAACAGAAAGUGCAUAUGGAUUGCUGUUUGUGAAAGUGUUUGUUGUGAACUCAAAGUCUAGCCUUUCGCUUGUGGAAAAAAAGUUCAACUUCCAGCUUUCUCCUUGAGAACAGAGUAUAUCUAGUGGAUUUUGUUACCAGGUCUUCAUUUGGACGGAGCCGUGACAAUCUAAGAGAAAUCCAAGAUGGCUGUCGAAGGUUGUGCCAAGGUCAUCAAGUACCUGGUGUUUGUUUUCAACCUCUUGUUCUUUCUCUCUGGCUGUGCCAUUCUGGCCCUGGGUAUCGUCCUGCAUGUCAGGGAGGGUGGUUAUGCCACUCUCCUGCCCAGCCUACCGUUCCUGAACGCUGCCAACGUCUGCAUCGCUGCCGGCAUCAUCGUCCUAGUUGUGGCCUUCUUGGGUUGCUGCGGAGCCAUCAAAGAGAACGCUUGCUUGCUGUUGCUGUUCUUCAUGUUCCUUCUGCUCAUCUUCAUCUUGGAGAUUGUUGCUGGCAUUGUCGGCUUCGUCUACCGUAAUCAGAUUCAGGAGAGAGUGACUGCAGACUUGAAGGAUGGACUCGAGAAAUAUAACACAUCGGGUGAAGAGGGUCUGACGGAUGGCUGGAACCGCCUUCAACAAAAGUUGGGGUGCUGCGGUGUCAACAGCUCAUCUGAUUGGGGUAAUAGUGUACCAGAUUCUUGCUGUGUAACAUUCUCUGACGGAUGCGCCGCCCAACCCAGUCCGGACAUUUAUCAGAAGGGAUGCUUGGAUAAGCUGAUUCGUCAACUGGAAGAGUCCAUCUACUACAUUGCAGCCGGAGGAAUUGUCAUUGGGUUGUUCCAGAUCCUAGGCAUGGUGUUUGCCAUGGUCCUUUACUGCAACAUCAAACGUGAAGGAAAAUAUGCAUAGGCGACACUCGGAGGUACCAAGGCUGGGCCAAAACCAGACAUGUCCAUUUCUGGUCUAUGGAAGAGUUGACAGCAACCAGUGUAUGCAAGAAAAAGGAUUCAAUCAGGCUUCUUUAUAUAUUUUCAGUUGACCGAUUUAUUAUGCUGCCUGUUGUAUUGUGGUAACCAGUGAAAAUUUUUCAAAGUGUGUAUAACUUCAGCUGGUGCACCAAGAGUAGUAGAACUUUGGUAAUGUGCUUCACAGCACUUUCAGGAUUGCUGAAAGCUGUGGUGUACCAGCUGCCAAGCAUUAGCCGGCAUACAUUCACUGAAAUUUUAGGCGGUCAACAUGAAGUCGUGCUUAGGAAAAUUUGUUGUCAGCGUGAGCACUGUGCUUUACUUGCGUGCAAUUGGUUAACAUCAUCUUAAUCAUGGUAUCAGCAAUGCAAUUGGUUUGAGGCUGCCUUUGGAAUUGACCUGUGCAUAUUCGUGUAAAUGCACUGUAGAUUAAAACCCACAGGUCUGAAAUGUAAGAUACUUAAUCAAUCCAACAGUUUGAACUCAUUGGAAUUGUAUAAGUUCAAGCGAAAUAUCCUCCAAUCGGGGUAUGGAAUUAAUUACAUCGUUGAAUUCUCAUACAUUCUUGCCAGUAUUCCCUAAUGGGGAAAUAAUUUCAGUAAAACUGUGUACAAGAUUUCGUCACUCGUGGUUUACCUCUCUCUUUAAAACACUGGAAAGGAUGGAAAGGCAUUUUCCAGAAAUCAAAUCAUGAAAAUGACUUCAAAUUGUUGGAUGUACCGUACAUGUAUGAAUGGCUUGUGGUAAAUCUUGUGAAUUUUUUCAUUGAUAAUAAAGUGGAUGUAAUAAGCACGGAUUGUUUUUUGCUAAAUUCAGAGAUUUAGAGGAACAAGAAUACGUCUUGUGCGAGUCGAUGGAUGCAGUUAGAUCCAAAAUGUGAGCUUAACUUGGCCAGUCUUCAGUGAGCUAAUUUUGUCUGGAGCUGGGUACUGGCUAAGUAUUCUGAGUGAUUUCAUUGGCUUACUCUAUUGACUGGUACUCGCAUUGUUUCCAACACACUGUACACGAUUGGGUUACCACUGCUUACCAGCUAAAGGCCACUGUGUACUUAGGCAGUAUGCACCAGUCUAUGUUUCUCUCAUGAUCACCUGACAGUGACCUCGCACUGUGAUUGGCUGAUUUGAACAUUUGUGCUUUCCAUUUUGAAUAUGACUGUAACCAGAGACAUUCACAACUUAAUUAUAAAAUUAUGAAAUUAUGUAGUGAGAUAUUUCAGUUUAGGGUUGAAGGGUGUUAUUGUAUUAAGCAAAUAGCUCAUAGAUUUGCUUGUAAAUGUGUAGCAGCUGUUUUUAUGUUGGUAUUUGGUAUACAUGUAUUUUCUGCUUAUAUGAUGUGAAAAAAAUUUUGAAAAUGCUGUGCUGCCUCUGUUCCUCAAAAAAAAAAAAACCCAGAAAUAUGAGGGUCUAAGGAGUACAAAGAUAGUAUAAGUCCAAAAUUUGGAUGAUUGGAGUUAAUUUGCAUAAUUUUGCCUGACAUUUGUUCAAACCUUCACAGCGCAAAGUAUUAACUUUUUGAGGCUGGACACCACAUCAACCUGUAUUUGUGUUACUUGUACACCAAAAGCGAUUUUUCUUGGUAGGGAGUUUCUUGGAUUUAAUUUUUUUUUACUGCCAAAAUAGGGCAUUGUUUUUGUGCCUAAAUUUGCAUAAUUAGGUUUAGAUUUGCCUCAUGUUUUUGAAGACAAAACCGAGGUUGUUUGUUGCCGUUGGUUAUUGCGGUAAUAUGUGCAUACAUUUGCAUGAUUUGAAUAUUUACAUCAAAAACUCUACCUGCAUUCAUUGAGAACGAAAGAAAUGGAGACUGAACUCUGAUCCAAAUCAGAUAUGGUGGAGGGAACGCACAAAACAUUUUGGAGCUUGGAGCUUGCAUGUUCUUCAUCAGGUACUGUAAUUCUAAACAUUUACAUUUACAUAUACUAAAAAACUUGGCAUAUAUUUUGUACUAGAUGGCUUAGUGUGCACUUUACUAUAAGAUAUAGUCAUAUAUUCAUUUUACUUACAUCUUUCUAGUAAUAUGUAUUCUUAUUUUUCAUUAUUUUUGUAGUGUCAAAGGCAAGAUUUAGUGGCAACCUUGACAAUUGAGGUUUCAGGUUGUGGGGAAAAGAUGAAUUCAAGCUCUUAAAGUGACUGUCUCCUGGGGAUCGUUAAACAUAUGGAAUCCAUGCAGUCUGCCCGCCCGGAUUGUUGUUGCUCCUUUAAUUUCAAAGCGGAUGUUGUCUGCCUUGGUAGUUAUGUCAGUGGUCUCGCAUUGCGCACUGGCGCUCCCCUCACUUUUUUCCUCUUUUUUUUUUUACCUGAAAUGUAAGUAGUGAAACUGCUUUGAAACGUAUGAUUCUUUUUUUGCUGAAAUAGUUUUUUUAUACAGCUGUUUAAGCGCCACUGAAAGUCUCUUUAUGGAAGAGAUAAUAUUUCCGAAAGGAAGGAAAACCUGUUUAUUUCUCAGUGAUGAAACAUUCUGGUUAAAAUUAUCAGUUUUCGUUUUCACAAACUAAAUACACUGCCGAAGUACUACUCUUACUGUGUUAGCAAAUUGAUAAAUUAAAACUAGUAUCCCAAAAUUACGUAUGUUAGUACUAUAAGCUGAGUAAAAGUACUAUUAGUGAGUGAAUAUUGGAUCAGCAAAUUACUUGGUAAGCAGAAAUCGACUACCAAAAAUUUACAGCUCACCCAGUCAGUUAAAUUAUUCCCGUGAAGUCAAUUCGGUCUCUUGCUAAGGAGAAUUACUGCUUUACAUAUUGUUUUGAAAUGGGUCUUUCUGUUUAGAGUUAAUAAGUAUACAUGUUGUCGCUUUAUAGUCGCCAGUUUUGGAAAGUUUUCAACAGGAAAAUGCCUGUGUCCUGAUUUUCUUGAGUCAUGAUUUGGAUUGUUCAGAUGGAUUUGAAAGACACGAGCCUUUGCGUGUGUAUUGACGGAAAUGCGGUCUUCAAAGCGUACUAGUACUUUGGUGUGCAUCCAAAGUACGCUAUUCAAAGUCAUUCCCGUAAUGCGUUCAUAAUGCACCUGCCGUAGUCUCUCACUCAGCCGCUUUAAUGCAGCACUUGUCGCCUGCUCAUGCUGAUAGAAACGCACGACUGACGUAGCCAAGCUUGCGAAGUUUAUACGGAAGGAGUCUAUGCAAAUAUGGACACAGUACUGCUGUUUGCGUAGUGACCAAAGUGAGGUUUUUUGCCCUGGAUAACUUGGCUGCGAAAUAAAAACAUUGUUGAACGCAAAACACCGCGGGCUAAUACAGAAAGUUGAGAAUACACGGUUCAGCGAUGUUGUUUGAGGUUGGUGUGGAACUUUGAUAUAUUUUUGGAGGAGGUUGUGUUUACUGUAAAGUCUGGAAUCUGGUUUUCCUGGUUCGGUGGUACUGAAUUGGUAUUUUCGUACAAAAUAUAUUUUCUUAUUGGGCAAGUCCAUUAUAUAGUAAUUUCAAUGAUUUUGUCCCUUGACCAUCGGCGUGGCAGUAUUUUUUCUGGUUCCGAGCUUGUAUGUUUCCCAAAUUAACGUCACCCGUUGCUACAGCAGUGAAGGGUGUCGGCAUUUGUGCCUGCGCCUUUCCGUUCCACUGUUUUUUGUGGAAGGAUUCAGCGAUUACUGGCGACCGACUUUGGUUGGGGCGACGGGUUCGAGGUUGAGAGAAGCUUGAACUUUGUUUUAUGAAUUUUUCAAAAACCUUUUCAACAGAUUCAAGCAUUGUAUAUUCGCAUAUGGUUAAAUAUGUUUCUCAUAUUGUCACAAUCUAGUUGUAGAGUUGUAAUCUAUCAGACUUAUUGUAUUUGUGACGUCAGAUAUUAAUGCUUGAUUUGAAGUUCUGUCUCAGAGAGCCUUUUAGAUUGAGUUCUACCUGUCACUUUAAAAGUUGAACAUCAUGUUUACAAAUCUGGCAGCAUGAUUGCCCAAAGUUUAUCUCACUGAAUCAGAAGUGUGCAUUUAAAUGGGAUGGUUGGUACACCAUCACACAGUGCUUUUUUCUGUAAAGGUAAACGGUGACUUCGUUCUUGGAUUGUAGAAUAAUUGAAAAUUAUUUGUAGAUCUUAUUGCUAGAUACCGUGAGUUGCUUAUCCAGUGGUGAAUAAAAACGUGUCUGUGUGUAGA